This is a messenger RNA of Aedes aegypti (yellow fever mosquito), 2114 nucleotides long. Its product is annotated as putative GTP-binding protein 6. The transcript has 2 exons. Gene Ontology annotation, molecular function: GTP binding; ribosome binding. Bases 529 to 2085 code for a protein of 518 amino acids. Gene Ontology annotation, cellular component: cytoplasm. NCBI's taxonomy places the organism in Eukaryota, Metazoa, Arthropoda, Insecta, Diptera, Culicidae. The record is from RefSeq and is a predicted model, not a curated record.
CACAACACCGGCCAAUGCUCUAACGAAACCGGAAAUUUUGUUUUGCUUCUUAGCUCGCGCGUGAAAACUUAUCAAUAGACGCAAUAAACUCGUCGCCGUACCGUAUUCUGGUUACAUCACACGUUCGGAACGUUCGGUCGUGCAUUUUUGUAUCUAACUAAAUCAAUGCAAUGAACGACAUCCGCCGACUGAAGGAGCAACAGAAGGAUAAACAUCCCGCAUUCGGUUCCUACCUGGAGUGUAUGACCCGGGCCCUGUUCACCGGAUUGGCCACCUUCACGCUUGGAUUUUCCUCGAUAUAUUUUCUGCAGAAGCUGGUGGCGAAGCGCCUACCCUAUCCGCAGAAAUCGGCCAUCCUGGUGUCGACGGUGAUUGGGACAGUCGCUUCCUACAAGGUGACCGCAGACCGGACCAAAUCCUGCCAGGCUGGUUGGAUGGCAGCAGAGGACAAAUUUACUGCCCUGUCGGAUAACCAAUUGUUGGAACCGGAGGAAGAGGGUGAACGUGUGCUGUAGGAGCAGGGUGGCAAUGGCCACUAGCCUGAUGAGGCGAUGCUUCCGCGGGGCUUUGAUCCGGGGAGCAUUAAUGGGCAGGACGACUGUUAAGUUAGGAAGCAUUUCUGCUAGUUUUAGAUGUAAAUAUACGGACGCGAAUAAGUUUAAAGGUUUUAAGGGAAAGCACAAGCCGAUGGUUUUCGUAGAUGAUGGGGAAGUGGACCGAGGCAACGGAUCGGAACGAUUCGACUUGGAGGACGCUGAGUACGAUGCCGUGGUGAACAGUGCCAUGCAUGUCCAGAAAAGGCUGCAAAAUGAGCAACACGUUUUGGUGAUUCAACCCUAUGUCAAAUGGGGUCCAAAGAAGUCGGGAAGUCAGCCCGAGCAUCAGCUGCAGGAAGCAGAAGCUUUGGUGAGGUCUCUACCCAAGUGGAGAGUUGAAUAUAGUCUGAAGGUUCCUUUGGAGUCUUUGGAAAAGAAGCAACUUUUUGGAGCAGGAAAACUGGAAGAGAUCAAAGCGAUUCUGAGCGAUUUGCAGACAUCGGGUAAGUUGAUCACCUGUGUCUUCAUCAGCAAAGGUACGUUAACCCUUGGACAGAAGCAGCUGUUGGAGCAACACUUCAAACUUCCCGUAAUGGAUCGUUACUCGGUGGUAAUUCAGAUCCUUCGUUUGCACGCCAUCAGCACUGAAGCCAAGUUGCAGGUCGCGAUGGCCGAGAUUCCUUACAUUUGGUCACAGAUGAAAGACCAGGAUGCUUCCAAAGGACGAGUCUAUUUCACCGAAUCCCAGAAGCAAAUGUUACGUUUAAGAGAGCGCAAAUUGAAGAACGAACUGGCCACCAUUCGCUCGCACCGAGAGCUUCUACGGAACAAGCGGAAACAGAAAGCUUAUCCCAUCGUCGCAGUCGUUGGCUAUACAAACGCUGGGAAGACCUCCUUGAUCAAAGCCCUUACAGAGGAGAAAUCCCUGGAACCGAAGGAUCAGUUGUUUGCCACAUUGGACGUCACGGCCCACGCGGGACUUUUGCCCUGCAAACUGGAGGUACUGUUCAUGGAUACCGUUGGCUUCAUGGCGGACAUUCCCACCGGAUUGAUUGAAUGUUUCGUGGCUACCCUAGAAGACGCCAUGCUGGCCGACGUGAUCGUCCACGUCCAGGACGUUUCCCACGAGAACUUCCUGGAGCAGAAGAAACACGUCGAAACGACACUCAGCUCAUUGCUCAAAACGACCGGAGUGGCCUCGAGUCAUCCGAAGCUCGAUAACGUUAUAAACGUGGGAAACAAGGUCGAUCUUCUCCCGACCACCGAAAAACCCACCGACAUGCAUCUGGUGUCUUCGAAGACGUUACAUGGCAUUAACGAACUGCUGCAGGAGAUCGAGCGGCAAAUUCUGCAAGUCACUGGCCGCCAGAAGAUCAUCAUCCGGGUUCCGAUGGGUGGCUCCGAAGUGGCUUGGCUGUACAAGAACGCGGCCGUUACGGAGACGGCAGCCGAUCCGAAAGAUAGCCAAAGAAUGCUGGUUAGUGCGGUCAUUACGGAGGCGAAGCUGCAACAAUUUAGGCAUCAGUUUGUUAGGAAUGGGGCUAGGUGAUCGAUGAAUAAACUAAGUUUAUUUAUUUA